Cryphonectria parasitica EP155 is the source of this 975-nucleotide messenger RNA. Its product is annotated as mitochondrial carrier. The record is from RefSeq and is a predicted model, not a curated record. NCBI's taxonomy places the organism in Eukaryota, Fungi, Ascomycota, Sordariomycetes, Diaporthales, Cryphonectriaceae. Gene Ontology annotation, biological process: fumarate transport; succinate transport; transmembrane transport. The coding region runs from base 1 to 975 and encodes 324 amino acids. The transcript has 3 exons.
AUGGCGACAAAGGUACAGGGAAAAGAUGGCAAGGCCCCAGCAGGCGCAGCAGUGAACCUGAUAGCAGGCGGCGGAGCAGGCAUGAUGGAGGCCAUGAUAUGUCACCCCUUAGACACAAUCAAGGUUCGCAUGCAGCUCUCCCGCCGAGGCCGCGCCCCAGGUUCCCCGAAGCGUGGCUUCCUAGCUACAGGCGCCCAGAUCGUGAAAAGGGAAACGCCCCUGGGUCUAUACAAGGGCCUCGGUGCCGUUCUCACAGGCAUCGUCCCCAAGAUGGCUAUCCGCUUCACCUCUUUCGAGGCAUACAAACAAGCCCUCGCAGAUAAGGAAACAGGCACUAUCACGGGCCGCGGGACGUUUCUCGCGGGUCUUGCCGCAGGCGUCACCGAGGCCGUUGCUGUCGUCACGCCGAUGGAGGUCAUCAAGAUCCGCCUGCAGGCCCAGCACCACUCUCUCGCCGACCCUCUCGACGUGCCCAAGUACCGUAAUGCCGCACAUGCGCUGUACACUGUCGUCAGAGAGGAGGGUGCGGGCGCCCUGUACCGUGGCGUGAGCCUGACUGCGCUACGGCAGGGCAGCAACCAGGCCGUCAACUUCACCGCCUACACCUAUUUUAAGGAGGCACUGAUGCGCUGGCAGCCGCAGUAUGAGGGCGGUACCCUGCCUGGAUGGCAAACCACCCUCAUAGGCCUUGUCAGUGGCGCCAUGGGCCCUCUGAGUAAUGCCCCUGUCGAUACCAUCAAGACGAGACUUCAGAAGACGCCCGCUGAGCCUGGCGUGAGCGCGCUGAAGAGAAUUACUGCGAUCGCGGGAGAGAUGUUCAGACAAGAAGGUAUGCAUGCAUUCUAUAAAGGCAUAACACCACGGAUCAUGAGGGUCGCCCCUGGCCAGGCUGUCACCUUCACCGUGUACGAGUUUCUCAAGGACAAGAUAGAAAGGAGCUCGUGGACAUCUUCAGGCGGAGAGUACGAGGAGUAG